Messenger RNA from Quercus robur (English oak), 744 nucleotides. RefSeq lists its product as uncharacterized. The coding region runs from base 1 to 744 and encodes 247 amino acids. The transcript is spliced from 2 exons. NCBI's taxonomy places the organism in Eukaryota, Viridiplantae, Streptophyta, Magnoliopsida, Fagales, Fagaceae. The record is from RefSeq and is a predicted model, not a curated record.
AUGACAGAGAUGCUCCUAAAAGCACAGAAGUAUAUGAAUGCUGAAGACGCUUUAGCAGCCAUAAGGGAUGUAGAGAAGCCUGGAGAAAAAGGAAGGAAGGACGACAAGCGUAGGGGACAAAAGAGGGAGCGUCCAGAUCAUCGGAACAAUGACAGGAACAGAAGAAAAGAAGAUAAAGGUCCUCGGACGGAUGAGCACUUCCUCAAAUGGCUGAGACCAUUACACUCAUCCCCUAACGUCCGUGAUAAGAAUAAGUACUGCCGAUUUCACCAAGAUCAUAGCCACAACACAGAAGAUUGUAGGGACCUAAAGGAGCAAAUAGAGGAGUUGAUACGGAAAGGGAAACUACAGAAAUAUGUGAAGAAGGGAGAAUAUAGUAAGUUCAAAGACGGCAAUAAAAGCCAGCAUGAGUCCUCUUCCAGGAAUGGCGAUUGUCCGUUCCAACCUCCACAGGAUGUGAUCGGGGAGAUAAAGACGAUUACAGGAGGACCUUUCACAGGAGGGUCAUUCAAAUCCCUCAAGAAAGCAUGCCAAAGACAAGUGAAUAGCAUCCACAUGAUACCUCCGUUUAAGCAGAAACGAACGAACCAGGAUAUGUCCUUCAAUGAAGUGGAUGCCAGGGGAGUGAAGCAGCCUCAUAAUGACCCUUUGGUUAUAAUGCUAACUAUAGAAGGAUUCAACACCAAAAGGAUCCUCAUGGACAACAGUAGUUCCGCAGACAUUAUCUACCUCUCUACUUUCUAG